Molecule: messenger RNA, 926 nt
Organism: Brassica napus (rape)
Lineage: Eukaryota; Viridiplantae; Streptophyta; Magnoliopsida; Brassicales; Brassicaceae
Product: probable prolyl 4-hydroxylase 7
Exons: 6
Coding region: 188-745 (185 amino acids)
Biological process (GO): peptidyl-proline hydroxylation to 4-hydroxy-L-proline
Cellular component (GO): endoplasmic reticulum
Molecular function (GO): procollagen-proline 4-dioxygenase activity; iron ion binding; L-ascorbic acid binding
Source: RefSeq, a predicted model, not a curated record
AUAAGAAGAUACGUCUCUUAAUCAAGGGAAGCAAGGUACGUCUCUUGUGGGGCAUGUGUCCAAAAAUGAGUGGGGGAGGAGAGGUUUGGUGUUUCAACGCUUUCGGCUUCUCUCCGUCUCUCUCCCGAUUCCUCUCCUUUUUCGGCUUCUCUUCGCAAUCGCCGUCAUCUUGACUCUCCCUUACCCUAUGCUUCUGAAGAAAUGCAUCGUGUCGGUCGUCUCGCUCAUACUCCAGCCUGCCGCCUCCAUCGUCGCCUUCGCAGGGUUUCAACUCCUCGGGAAGCUUGAGAAGUCAAUUGUUGCUGAUAAUGAUUCAGGGGAGAGCGUAGCGAGUGAAGUACGCACAAGUUCUGGAAUGUUUCUUUCCAAAAGACAGGAUGAUAUAGUUGCUACUGUCGAGGCAAAACUUGCUGCUUGGACUUUUCUUCCCGAGGAAAAUGGACAAUCCAUGCAAAUACUGCACUACGAGAAUGGCCAAAAAUAUGAACCGCAUUUUGACUUCUUUCACGACCAAGUAAACCAACAGCUUGGUGGUCAUCGGAUCGCCACUGUAUUGAUGUACUUGUCCAACGUCAAAAAGGGUGGAGAAACUGUGUUUCCCAUGUGGAAGAUCUACAAGGCUCAGAGGAAUGUGGUUCUGUGUGCGGCUGGGAUCCUUCUCUACUGGUGUAUUCAUCACAUCUGCAAGUACAACAAAGACCUUGAGCAUUUGGAGGAACUAGAGAAGAGAUACAAGGCAGAGUAGUAGUCUCUCCUCAGAGUCUGGUUCUGAUGUUAUAAUAUAACUUCGGCUUGUUAGUAGACCACGAUUUGUCUGGAUAAAUCUUUGCACAGACCUUGUUUGUGUUUAAUCUUGCAACUUUAACAAUUUUUUUAAGAACCUUUAAAUAAGAAACUUGCAAUGGAGUACAUAAAAGUUAAAAGUU